Messenger RNA from Doryrhamphus excisus (bluestripe pipefish), 2248 nucleotides. Its product is annotated as E3 ubiquitin-protein ligase NHLRC1-like. The record is from RefSeq and is a predicted model, not a curated record. Lineage: Eukaryota; Metazoa; Chordata; Actinopteri; Syngnathiformes; Syngnathidae. Gene Ontology annotation, molecular function: protein binding; ubiquitin protein ligase activity. Gene Ontology annotation, biological process: proteasome-mediated ubiquitin-dependent protein catabolic process; protein polyubiquitination.
CCACUAACGGCGUGGAGAGCCAGUAGACACACCUCAAAAAGAAGCACCUAAACCGCCUUUUUGGGGGUUUUCCUGCAUCUUAACCUGUCAGCAACGGAGCGGUCGGUUCAGAAGAUCCGGAUUGCGCAUGCAACCAUGGCCAGGAGCUGCCCCAACCGUGGUGGCCUCUUGAGUCCUGAGGACAUGCUGAAAGAGAUCCAAGUCAACUUGCUGGAGUGUAAAGUCUGCUUUGAGAAGUUCAACACCCAGCAAGCCGAACGCAGACCUCAGAACCUCUCGUGCGGUCACGUCCUGUGUCUGGAAUGCAUCAGGGCCCUGUCCCACCCUCUCCUGAGGAAGCUCGAGUGCCCUUUCUGUCGACAGCUGUGCAGCAUUGAUGCCACCUCCCACUGCCAGGCCCUGUGCGACCUGCAGGAGAUGCUGUUCGUCAUUCCCGACGUUCCUCGCUCGGAGAAAGGAGGAGAAGAGGCGAUUACGGGUGUGGGGAGCAAAGCCUUAAACCUCUGCAUGACCUUUGGUGGUUGGGGGGCUCUUAUCAACCCUUCUGGAUUGGCAGUGAUGAAGUCCUCAGGGACGAUCUUUGUAGUGCAUGAUGGUGAGAAAAGGGUGGUGGCGUUGAGUCCACAGGGACGGAAGCAACACACUUUCGGACCGAGGGGACACGCCGGCGAAGAUGUUUGCUUCGCGGUGGAUGUGGCGGUGACCCGCUGUGGUCACGUCGUGGUGACGGACGCAGGAGAUAAAGCGGUCAAGGUGUUCACCUCCAGGGGACGCCACGUGCUGACUAUCAAGGCCCGCUUCUCUCUGCCGUGGGGAGUGGACACAGACAGCAGUGGACACAUCCUGGUGACUGAUGUCCAGGCGGGAACACUGUCCCGCUUUAAAGUGGACUACAAACAUGGCGUCACCCAGGAGGAGGGAGUGGUGGUUUCAAACCUGCAGCAUCCUAAGUCGGUGGCGUGCGGUGGGCGUACCGGCAACACGGCAGUCAUGGAGCAUGUGACACAAGACACGCAGCAUCUCACAGUGUUUACCGAGGACUUCCAUGUUCUCUACCGUGUGGAUAGUUUUGGUCUCAAGCUAAUGUCCUCUGUCACGAUGUCAGGUGUGACGUUCGACACAAAUGGACACCUGCUUGUGUUCGACUCCCAACAGGGGAUGAUUUGGAGUUUCGGGAAUAUGCAAAGCGGUCCGGUCCUUACUCCUCUGGUGUCAGACCAUCUAAUUAGACCUGUUGGACUGGUCCCACUUAACAACACUCUCAUUGUUGUGGACGGGGGAGACCAUACAGUCAAAGUUUACUCUUGACCGCCUGUUUGGUUAGAUUGACAGUGUAAAGUGUAACAUCCAAACACAGCAACUAUGAAUUAAUCUAUUAAUUCAUAGUUCACAGUUAUAGAAUUAAUCUAUACACUGUAUCGUGAUAUCAUUGAAAAAAGUAAAUGCUGUUAAAAAAACUCUAAAUUUUCCCCACAAUUAAAUACUGUCUUAUUAAAUCUCUUACAUGUUACCUCACAGAUUAAAUCUUAAAAACAAUACAUUUGUGUAUUCGGCCUUUAAUGAGGUGAUGUGAGAGAGAACUAAAGGUACUAAAGGUAUUAUUCUUAGCUCUCACAGAGUACACACAGUAGGUGUAAAAAUAAGCUAGCCACAGUUGAUAUUAUAAACGGCGUAAUCCUUGUUGGUCACAUAAACACUAAACACAGCUAACUUUAACGCAGGGACAACAUUUAGAUUUGAUACCUAACCCUAACCACUACUCAUUAGUUCCUCAGUAACUACUCUACUCAUUUGUUCCUCAGUAACUACUCUAAAUGUAUGUGUCUCACUUGCCCAGCAACUACUCUACUCAUUAGUUCCUCAUUCGUUCAUUAGUUCCUCAGUAACUACUCAUUAGUUCCUCAUUCAUUCAUUAGUUCCUCAGUAACUACUCUACUCAUUAGUUCCUCAGUAACUACUCUACUCAUUAGUUCCUCAUUUGUUCAUUAGUUCCUCAGUAACUACUCUUAAUGUUUGUGCCUUACUUCCCCAGCAUUAGUUCCUCAGUAACUACUCUUAAUGUAUGUGCCUUACUUCCCCAGCAUUAGUUACUCAGUAACUACUCUACUCAUUAGUUCCUCAGCAACUACUAUACUCAUUAGUUCCUCAUUUGUUCAUUAGUUCCACAGUAACCACUCUAAAUGUAUGUGCCUUAGUUAUUAGUCCCACAUUUGUUCUUCAUUCGUUCCUCAGUAACUACUCUAAAAUG